UCUCGAAUCUGAAAGCUGACUAUAAUUUUACAAUAAAUUAGUAUUGGUAUUUUGUAGCUUUUUUUUUGUAAACUAUCAGAUAAAUUUAGACAUUACUUGUCUUUUUACUUUCCCGGGUGUGACAACGAGAAAAAGUCUCUCUUGCAGCGUGUUUAGUUUGUCGGCAGUUGAAUUUAAAUUUUUUCUAAGGGUUAAUAUAAAAUUAAAAGACACUAAAAUGACGGUAGCGAAAAAAAAGGAUGAAGAUAGUGAAAAAAAUCAAACGCGCGACGAUAAGCAACUUUGGAGAGAUUUAGUUGGAUUUUGGAUUUUAGGCCUGUGUAAUAAUUUUGGCUAUGUUGUUAUGUUGAGUGCGGCACACGAUAUUAUUGCACGAUUUGAUCAUCAAAAUCAUGCUCCAGCUCCUGAAGAAAUAAAAACCGAAGUAUUACAACGUCAGUGUCAUAUUGUUAGUACGGGUGCAAUACUUUUAGCUGAUGUUGUACCAGGUUUAGCUGUGAAGGUAAUCGUACCGUUUUUACCGUUUUGGGUCAAUACAAGAGUGAUAUCUGCAAUUUUUCUAACUUCAAUGAGCUUUUUGUUGGUUGCUUUUGCUAAUUCUCAUAUGAUAGCAAUUAUUGGAGUUGCUUGUACAUCGGCAGCAUGUGGCAUAGGAGAAUCAACAAUUCUGGCUUAUACUUCAAAUUACAACAAGAACACUCUUUCAACAUGGUCAUCUGGUACCGGAGGUGCUGGUAUAAUUGGUUCCAUUGCAUAUGCUGGACUUGUUGCCUUGGGACUUAACUCCAGAGAUACAAUGUUAAUCAUGAUGUUAAUUCCCAUUCUUCAAUGUGUAGCAUUUUGGGUGAUUUUGCGCAAACCUCAAGUUAUUAAGGAGGAAAACAGUAUCUCAAUUGUAGACAUGACUCCAGAUUCCAAAGAACUUGAAGGUUUAGUGGAGAGAGUAAAAUAUAUGGCAAAAUUAAUGAAAUAUAUGGCACCUCUGCUAUUUGUCUAUUUCUUUGAAUAUUUCAUCAAUCAAGGACUGUUCGAAUUGGAGUAUUUUGAAAAUACAUUCCUCGAUAAGGAAGCUCAAUAUCGUUGGUUAUGUGUCGACUACCAAAUUGGUGUAUUUAUAUCACGUUCUUCAGUGAACAUUAUUAGUUUCCGAAGAAUUUGGGUUUUUGCAGUUUUGCAAUUUAUAAAUGUUGCAUACUUUAUGACAGAAGUUAUAUACUUUUAUUCACCAACUAUUUGGAUACCAUUUGCUGUUGUUUUGUGGGAAGGUCUACUCGGAGGUGGUGCUUAUGUUAAUACUUUCUACAGAAUGUCUAAAGAUAUUCCAAAAUCACGACGAGAAUUUGCUAUCGGAGUAACGGUGCAGGCUGAUUCACUAGGUAUUAUGAUAGCUGGAUUUUUAGCUUUGCCCGUUCACAAUGCUAUUUGCAGAAUGCCGGAAUAUGAGAGACUUACAUUUUCAUAAGAUAUUUUUUUUUUUGUUUCGAUUUUAUAAAAUAAGUUAAAAUGUAUGAUAAUAGUUUUAAGGAAUUAUUUUUAAGAAAAUUAAGAUUAAUUCAGUCAUAAAUAUAAAAAUAAAUUUAAAAAGAUGAUGUCCGACUUUUAAAGUCUUAA
Episyrphus balteatus (marmalade hoverfly) is the source of this 1611-nucleotide messenger RNA. Its product is annotated as battenin-like. Gene Ontology annotation, biological process: lysosome organization; regulation of intracellular pH. The coding region runs from base 218 to 1462 and encodes 414 amino acids. The transcript is spliced from 6 exons. The record is from RefSeq and is a predicted model, not a curated record. Lineage: Eukaryota; Metazoa; Arthropoda; Insecta; Diptera; Syrphidae. Gene Ontology annotation, cellular component: lysosome; membrane.